CCGCUUGGCAAAUGGCUUUCGUUUGGGAUCCUUUGGGAGCCACAGUGCCAGCACCAUCGGCGAGAUCCAAAACGAGGUUGCGUUUUGCAAAGUCCUACAGUUUUGAUGUGGACAAUGGCACAUCUGCGGGACGGAGUCCCUUGGAUCCCAUGACCAGCCCGGGAUCUGGGCUAAUUCUCCAAGCAAACUUUGUCCACAGUCAGCGUCGGGAGUCCUUCCUGUAUCGGUCCGACAGUGAUUAUGAUCUCUCUCCCAAGUCCAUGUCGAGGAACUCCUCCAUUGCCAGUGACAUACACGGAGAUGACUUGAUCGUGACUCCUUUUGCUCAGGUCUUGGCCAGCCUGCGGACUGUACGAAACAACUUUGCUGCAUUAACUAAUUUGCAAGAUCGAGCACCCAGCAAAAGAUCACCCAUGUGCAACCAACCAUCUAUCAACAAAGCCACCAUAACAGAGGAGGCCUACCAAAAACUGGCCAGCGAGACCCUGGAGGAGCUGGACUGGUGUCUGGACCAGCUAGAGACCCUGCAGACCAGGAACUCCGUCAGUGAAAUGGCAUCCAACAAGUUCAAAAGGAUGCUUAAUCGGGAGCUCACCCAUCUCUCUGAAAUGAGUCGAUCUGGAAAUCAAGUCUCCGAGUACAUAUCAAACACAUUCUUAGAUAAACAACAUGAGGUGGAAAUUCCUUCUCCAACUCAAAAGGAAAAAGAGAAAAAGAAAAGGCCGAUGUCUCAGAUCAGUGGAGUCAAGAAGUUGAUGCACAGCUCCAGUUUGACUAACUCCAGUAUCCCAAGGUUUGGAGUGAAAACCGAACAAGAAGACGUCCUGGCCAAGGAACUAGAGGAUGUGAACAAAUGGGGUCUUCAUGUUUUCCGAGUAGCAGAGCUGUCUGGGAACCGGCCUCUGACUGUUAUCAUGCACACCAUUUUUCAGGAGCGGGAUUUGUUGAAAACAUUUAAGAUUCCAGUAGAUACUUUAAUUACCUACCUUAUGACUCUCGAAGACCAUUACCACGCUGAUGUGGCCUAUCACAACAACAUCCAUGCUGCCGACGUCGUUCAGUCUACUCAUGUGCUACUGUCAACACCUGCUUUGGAGGCUGUGUUUACGGAUUUGGAGAUUCUUGCAGCAAUUUUUGCCAGUGCAAUACAUGAUGUAGACCAUCCUGGGGUCUCAAAUCAGUUUCUGAUCAAUACAAACUCUGAACUUGCCUUGAUGUACAACGAUUCCUCUGUCUUGGAGAACCAUCAUUUGGCUGUGGGUUUUAAGUUGCUCCAGGAAGAAAACUGUGAUAUUUUCCAGAAUUUGACCAAAAAGCAAAGACAAUCAUUAAGGAAGAUGGUCAUUGACAUCGUCCUUGCGACAGACAUGUCAAAACACAUGAAUCUCCUGGCUGACUUGAAGACCAUGGUUGAAACUAAGAAAGUGACAAGCUCAGGGGUUCUUCUUCUUGAUAACUAUUCUGAUCGGAUUCAGGUCCUUCAGAAUAUGGUGCAUUGUGCCGAUCUGAGCAACCCCACCAAGCCUCUCCAGCUGUACCGCCAAUGGACGGACCGGAUCAUGGAGGAAUUCUUCCGCCAAGGAGACCGGGAGAGGGAGCGUGGCAUGGAGAUCAGCCCCAUGUGUGACAAGCACAAUGCAUCUGUGGAAAAGACACAGGUGGGCUUUAUAGACUAUAUUGUCCACCCGCUCUGGGAAACAUGGGCAGACCUCGUCCAUCCCGACGCCCAGGACAUUUUGGACACUUUGGAGGACAAUCGCGAGUGGUACCAGAGCACAAUCCCACAGAGCCCCUCCCCCGCCCCUGACGACCCGGAGGACGGGCGCCAGGGUCAGACAGAGAAGUUCCAGUUUGAACUCACGCUGGAAGAAGAUGGCGAGUCAGACACAGAAAAGGACAGUGGGAGCCAAGUGGAGGAAGACACGAGCUGCAGUGACUCCAAGACUCUGUGUACCCAGGACUCGGAGUCCACCGAGAUCACCCUGGACGAGCAGGUGGAAGAAGAGGCCGUGGGGGAGGAGACGGAAAGCCAGGCCGAAGCCUGUGUCGACGAGCAUUCCCCCGACACGUAACAGGGCAAACCUUCCCACGCUCCUUUCUUCUCCUUUCUUUUUAAAAUUUUCCUCUUCUUUCUUCCUUAUUUUUUUUUAAGUAGAAAAAUUGUUUCCAAAGUGCAUGUCACAUGCCACCGCCAUGGCCACCCCUCACUGUCAUCUGCCAGGACGUGUGUUGAACAAACUGACCUUGACUAACUACUCAGUCUGGCGCUCAGGAAUAUUGUAACCUCCAUGUCAGAGCGGGGGGUGGAGGGGAGGGGACACCCCUUUCACAGACAGCAUCUUCACAAGCGUUCAGCUCGAGGGAGCUGGCCAAGCAGAUACAACCAAUGCCAACGCAGUCUGAAAGGGAGUGUGCCUCCAGCGCCUUGCGGGUUCUUUCCUUUUCGUUGGUUUCUGCCGCUUUCAGAAGCAAGGCGUUGUCUCCCCAGACGGCGGGACCUGGUGGGUGGCGCAGCUGAUGCGGCAGGAGGAAGACGCAGCGUGAGUGUUACCAGGGGGAAGAUGAGCCGCAGAAAUUGCUUACUUUUCUAAUUUCAAGUCUUCCUGCUACAUGACUGACGAGGGCGGGCCCGUGAGCUGCACCGACCUCGGCAUUUUGUAUGAUAUGUAAAACAAGAUUUUUUGUAGAGCUUACUUUUAUGAUUAAAUGUAUCGAGGUAUUAUAUUUAAAAAACGAAAAAACAAAACUAUGUUCAGAACUCCAUCUGCCACUGGUUGUUUUUUUUUUUUAAUAAUGUUGUUGCUUUUUUCCUCCUAAGGAGUAACUUGCAAGUUUUUAGUAUAAGUCUGUGCUACACUGGAGAAAUCAAAUUUACCAAUUUGACUUGCACCUUCAUAGUUCAUAGCAAUGAACUGAUUCGUAGUGACUCGUUGUUUGGUAUCCCAAUGGCUUCCAUGUUUUAAGACAUUUAUGUUAUGAGGAAACCCCCUCCCCCCGCCUUUUUUUUAGCAGGCCUUCAUUACCUUACCUUUUUGUGUGUUUGUUUUUUGGCAUCUCACUCUUUCCAGAUGAGCAGGCUUGCUCCCACCGCUGGCCGCCUUUCUGCACUGUGCAAAGUGAAUGUUCCGUACUAUUGCGAUGUGUGUUCUGUCUAAUGUGUCUCAAGCCUCGUGGAAACGCCAUCAUCAGUCAGUGUUGUCUGAAGCAAGUGCGGAAUAUAGAAAUACACAGUAGCUAAAAUGAUCAGUCUUUUUUUUUUUAAAGACACUUUUUCCUACCGAGUGUCUGCUGCUGUUUGCUACGUCCGUCAUCCCUCACUUCACAGGUGCAUGUCUUCGUCCUAAGUCACCCAUCUCCUGCUCCUUGAUCUUGUUUUCGCAGUCAGGUGUAGUAAGAAACCUAUUCCUUGUCUUUUUCCUGGUGUGCUGCCCUAUUUAAUUAUGUGCGUGUGUUUGAAGGGGGUCUUAUCAAAUAUAUCACCACCAUUCUGAUUGAUUGAGAACAUCACAGGAAGCGAAGCCGGGUAUGCCACAAGGUCAAGUACAAAGACCAGCUUUGACUCUUGGUUUACAAGGAAAUCUUCAUGGCUAGGGGGCAGAUCUAAAGAACAGUAACAGGAUACAUAGGCAAACACCAGGACAACUAAUUCCUUUGCGUAGCUUGCGAUGAAGGACUUGAGACAUAGUGUGAAGGGUGGCGAUGACGCUGUUGGACAACCACACAGUGGGGGGGAGUUGCUCCCUCAGUCAUCAGUGCCUGGUAGAGAACAGGUCUGGUAGAGAACUGCUUUCAAUAUUCUGAGGGCCAGAAGUGGAUGGCAUCCCUAGCCCUAGAGGGUCAGUGCGAUGCCGUGCAGCCCUGAAAGAACUAGAUCUGGGCAGGAAGAGGCUGCCUCAAUAAAAUAAAAAAAUCAGAAGCCACUGUUGUCAUUUUAGAGGCUGAUUCAUUUACCUGCUGAUCCAGGUGAUGUUAUCGGCCACUUAGCUCCUUUGGACAUGGCUUCCAUUUCAACCCUUCCCCGAGUUGUCCCCUGCCCUCUGUGAAGAACUUGGGUCCCAGAUAAUCCGUUUCCAUAUUGAUAGGGAAGCACUGAGGUGGACACUCAGAGUGUGCCUGACGAAAUAGAAAAUAAAUAAAAGGAAAAUUGUAACCCUGCAAAACACUUGAUAUUUGCGACUUCUCAGACCAUCUUUGUGGGGCUGUCAGUAGCAUGAGCCAGGGAAAUCGCCCAUGCUGAAGAGAGUUGCCAUUGUAACCCCUUGAGAACGGGCUGCCACUCAGAGCCUUUCAACGAGAAUGUCUUUGUAGCACUGAUCUUUCAGGAAGAGCAGUGUAGAAAUCAAAUCCUGACCAGAUUUCUGCCCGCUGUGGAACUCAAGCCAACAGACAUCUUUCCAGUGAAUAAUCAUGUCUGAACAAAUGUUUCCCCAAGAACAUUUGGGAAUGGGUUGUUUUUUUUCCCCUCCUCCCCUUGUGCUUGCCCCAGAUGGACAAUCCAGGGAGGACUGUCUGAGGAAAGAGCCUGGGGUUAUUCUCCUGCCAAAGUACUCGUGUCCCUUCCCCUUCCUAUUUCGUGAGUGCUUGGAAUCAGUGGGGGGUGGAAGGGGAGGAAGAGCAGCAAUGUGUCACAAAUGCAGACCUGAGUGGGUGUGUAAGUCUAAUGAAAGUGGGUGUCCCCCACCCCCCGUUUGUUGGGUGUCAAUGGUACCAUGCUGUGAAGGAGGUGGACAGUCCAACUACAGGAAAAGUGUAGUCCCCGAGAGACAGGGACUGCUGCACUCUACAGUCUGCUUGUCCCCUCCCUCUGUCCUGUCUUGCCAAACUGCUUCAGAAUUGAAACCACUGCUUUGGGGAGGAACUCAUCCUUUUACAAGCGGCUUUUCAUUUUCUACUAUACCGGCAGAAAAUGCACUCUGUGGUUCCUGUAUGUGCCGGGAGGGGAGGAGGAUUACCAAUUGUGCGUAAAACCAGUACUUUUCAGCUUGCAAGUUGCUGAACACAAUGAUGCUGUUUUCAUUUUGUUUUAUUACAUCAAAGUUCACAAGAAAAUAAUGGUAGAUAGAACAACUUGUAGUUAAGGUUUAAAAAAAACUUGAAUGAAAUGGAUUUUACAGAAAGCUUUAUGAUAAUUUUUGAAUGCAUUAUUUAUUUUUUGUGCCAUGCAUUUUUUUCUCACCAAAUGCCCUUACCUGUAAUACAGUCUUGUUUGUCUGUUUACAACCAUGUAUUUAUUGUAAUGUACAUACUGUAAUGUUAAUUGUAAAUGAUCCGUUCUUAUUAAAACAUCAUCCCAGGAAGGGGAUGGUGUUGAUAUAUUUGGAAACUCUUGGUGAGAGAAUGAAUGGUGUGUAUACAUAUUCCUUGUACAUUUUAUUUUCUCUUGUAAUUUAGUCUUGUCACUUUAGAGAUUGUUUAUGGAAGAUUCAACAAAACUAUAAAAUACAUAAAGAUAUAUAAAUUAAUAGAAAAAAAAACCAUAGCUGCAGGUCUUUGGUCCCAGGGCUGUGCCUUAACUUUAACCAAUAUUUUCUUCUGUUUUGCUGCAUUUGAAAGUAAGGUAGUGGUGGGGCUAGGGCUGGGCACUUUACCACAGAACUGAAUUGAUAGGAUGAUUGGCAGUCAUUGGAGCUGACAAAACCACAGCCAACCUUUGGAUGCUUCUGAGACCCCCGGGUGAGGCAGGCCUGGCUGUUCAUCAGUGACUACUUCGGUUAGUCGGUCAGAGGGUUGUAUUUUACUUACAUUACUGGGAAGAUAGUCUUGUCCGUGUGUAUAGCAAGCCGCUGACUUCUAGGACACAGGGGAAUGAACUUGGUGUGGAGCUAGAACCAUAGGGCCCACCUUCGUUAGGUAUUUACUGCAUCACAUUAUAAGAAUAUAUAGUAAGAAGUAGGUGGAUUUUUUUCACCACAGACUUUUUGUAAACAUCAACCAAGCUGCUUAGAUGUAUACCAGUCGGUUUAAACACUUUUGGAGGAUGCCGGUCCACAUCGCACAAAGGGUUCCUUGCAUUCUCUACAACUUUGGCUUCAGUGAGUGCACAGGCAGCCCCUGGUUGCGAAUGAGAUCUGUCCCGGAAGUGGGUCUUUCCCGUGAGUUCAUAGGUAAGUCAGAAGAGGUGCAUAUGGAUUUUAGCUUUCAGUUUAGCAAGGGAUGGCUUGAUGCCUUGUCAGUGAUUUUAAAAAAUUGCACAUGUAGUGUGUGGCAGAGAUUGUGUUGAAACGUGAAAAGGAAUUGCGUCUGGCGUUUUACUGCGAGGGCGAGUUUACACACCAUGAGAGGGCAAAUUGCGAGUUGCCUCUCAAGUGGAUGUUUGUAACGGGAUGGCCUGUACUAUACGAUUUAAGGAUUUUUAAACUUACCCUUGCAUAAUGGCCAACUCCUGAGAGCUAAGGAAAAUCCCCAGUGGACCAUGUGGAAACCCACUUCCACGGCUGCCCAGCCCUUGGAACAUGUGACUUAUCCGUGAAAGGAGAGAUUCUUUUUCUAGGAAAAAUGAGCCUCCUGUUGUUUUAUUUAUUUUUUAUUUUUUGACACAAACUGUAGAUUUUAGCAGCCCUGGCCCAAAGGAAUUUGAUUACUUUUGUUUUAAACAGUAUAAAGGGGACACUAUAAUUACAAAAGUCAUCCUUACUGAUUUUGGCUUUAAAAAACUUUUUUUUUCUCCUUUGGAUAUGUUUUCUGAGUAGCAAUGUGUGUGAGCAUUACAAAUGAUGAUUCUCUUAGUGAUUUCUUAGCCUCUUCAGCCCAUGUGGAUAGUACUGUACAUCAAUACCUUCAUAUGAACUUUUUAUAUGCAGUGGAAAUAAAAGCAUGGGUUGAUUCUGCC
Molecule: messenger RNA, 6829 nt
Organism: Echinops telfairi (small Madagascar hedgehog)
Lineage: Eukaryota; Metazoa; Chordata; Mammalia; Afrosoricida; Tenrecidae
Gene: PDE4D
Product: phosphodiesterase 4D
Exons: 15
Coding region: 12-2072 (686 amino acids)
Biological process (GO): cAMP catabolic process; regulation of cardiac muscle cell contraction; signal transduction
Cellular component (GO): nucleus; perinuclear region of cytoplasm; cytosol
Molecular function (GO): ATPase binding; 3',5'-cyclic-AMP phosphodiesterase activity; transmembrane transporter binding
Source: RefSeq, a predicted model, not a curated record